AUGGUCUCCUAUGACUCGCCACUGCUGCCAAUCUCGAAGAAGCGGCGGUGGGAAGAUGAUGCUGGCAAUCUCGCCGGACAGCACUCCACUGAUGAUGGUGCCAUUGCGGGCAGCAAGCUGGCGGCGGGUGGCCCCGUGCCCACCGUUGCUUCGACUUAUGUGCACUACAAGCCACUGCAGGCCCCCGCACUCAUGCCCGAGGUGUCGGGCCUGCUCACCAUGCUCCCACUUUGA
Messenger RNA from Sparassis crispa, 234 nucleotides. RefSeq lists its product as hypothetical. The record is from RefSeq and is a predicted model, not a curated record. Lineage: Eukaryota; Fungi; Basidiomycota; Agaricomycetes; Polyporales; Sparassidaceae. The transcript has a single exon. The coding region runs from base 1 to 234 and encodes 77 amino acids.